Messenger RNA from Lathyrus sativus (Indian pea), 1383 nucleotides. Lineage: Eukaryota; Viridiplantae; Streptophyta; Magnoliopsida; Fabales; Fabaceae. The record is from the annotation of a GenBank genome assembly.
AUGGAAGGUUACCCUUCACAACCUGAUUUCGAAUACCUGGACGAUGAUGGCCGUCCUAGAAGAACAGGAACCAUUUGGACAGCAAGCUCUCAUAUAAUAACAGCUGUGAUUGGAUCUGGAGUACUGUCUUUAGCAUGGGCUAUAGCACAAUUGGGUUGGAUUGUUGGUCCUACAGUCAUGAUUCUUUUCAGCUUAAUCACUUUGUAUACUGCAUCAUUGCUAACUGAAUGUUAUCGUUAUGGUGAUCCUCUUUUCGGGAAGAGAAACUAUACUUACGUCGAUGCAGUUCAAAACAUUCUUGGCAGGCACCAUUACACAGUUUGUGGAUUAGUUCUGUACAUAAGUCUUUGCUGCAGUGCAACAGGAUAUACAAUUGCAGCUGCCAUUAGCAUGAUGGAAAUAAAAAAGACCAGAUGCCUUCAUAAAUCGGGAGGAAAAGAUCCGUGUAAGAUUUCAAGCAAUCCAUACAUGAUCGGUUUUGGAGUAAUUCAAAUUUUCACUUCUCAAAUUCCAGAGUUUCAUGAAACAUGGUUGCUCUCAGUAGUAGCAGCAAUCAUGUCUUUUGUCUAUUCCAUAAUCGGCUGCUUUCUCGCAAUUUACCAAGUUGCAGUAAACGGUACAUUCAAGGGUACCGUAACCGGAGGAAGCAGUGGAAAUGUGUCAACAACAGAAAAAGUAUGGGGAAUUUUCCAAGCUCUUGGUAACAUAGCCUUUGCUUACUCAUACGCUCAAAUUCUCAUUGAAAUUCAGGACACCAUAAAAAAUCCACCAUCCGAAGUAAAAACAAUGAAGAAGGCAACAACCUUAAGUGUUAUUGUGACUACAGCAUUUUACAUGCUUUGUGGUUGCAUGGGCUAUGCUGCAUUUGGAGAACAAACCCCAGGGAACUUGCUCACUGGAUUUAGUUUGUACAAUCCAUCUUGGGUCAUUGAUUUAGCGAAUGCAACCAUUGUGAUUCACCUUGUUGGAACAUACCAAGUAUAUGCUCAACCUGUGUAUGCCUUUGUAGAGAAAUGGGCAGCAAAAAGAUGGCCUAAAACAAAAGUGAAUUUCAGAGUUUUUGGUGGUUACAAUCUAAAUCUAUUUAGAUUAGUUUGGAGAACAUUUUUUGUGAUCAUAGCUACUUUUGUUGCAAUGUUGAUUCCUUUUUUCACUGAUGUUCUGGGAUUUCUUGGAGCAAUAGGGUUUUGGCCAUUAACGGUUUAUUAUCCGGUGGAGAUGUAUAUCUUGCAGAAGAAGGUUCCAAAAUGGAGUAGGAAAUGGAUUUGGUUGGAAAUCAUAAGUCUUGUAUGUCUUAUUGUAUCAGUUUUGGCUGCUCUUGGCUCAAUUGCUAGCGUUGUGGUUGACCUAAAGAAAUACAGGCCAUUCCUCACAGAUUAUUGA